Messenger RNA from Myxocyprinus asiaticus (Chinese sucker), 6324 nucleotides. Its product is annotated as OTU domain-containing protein 7A-like. Gene Ontology annotation, biological process: protein K48-linked deubiquitination; protein K11-linked deubiquitination; protein K63-linked deubiquitination. The coding region runs from base 301 to 3111 and encodes 936 amino acids. Gene Ontology annotation, cellular component: nucleus; cytoplasm. The record is from RefSeq and is a predicted model, not a curated record. Gene Ontology annotation, molecular function: zinc ion binding; K63-linked polyubiquitin modification-dependent protein binding; DNA binding. Lineage: Eukaryota; Metazoa; Chordata; Actinopteri; Cypriniformes; Catostomidae. The transcript has 13 exons.
GAGAAAACAGCGACAGCGAGACGGACGGGGGCUGUUUCGGGUAUAUGAUUUUAAAGCCACUCGCGAGCGUACUGAUAUAUGGACGAUGAGGAAUACUAUAAGGACUGACUGAGGAACAGCCUGGAUUUGACCCUGAGUCUUCCUCAUCUGUCAGUCAUGGACUAGAGCAGAGGAUUGAGUUUUAGUGAGUGUGUGACCUCAGACAUAACCAUGGUGGUGAGGUGGUUGCUCAACUCCCAUUGAGAACACAGAAAAUGACAGUGUGAAGCUGCUGGGCAGGCAGCGCAGCCACAUGAUUCGAUGACUCUGGACAUGGACGCGGUCCUGUCAGACUUUGUUCGUUCCACGGGGGCCGAACCGGGUCUGGCACGAGACCUGCUGGAAGGUAAAAACUGGGACCUAAGCGCCGCUCUGAGUGACUAUGAGCAGCUCCGGCAGGUCCACACUGCCAACCUGCCCCACGUUUUCAAUGAGGGCCGUUACUGCAAGCAGCCAGAGCGUAACAACACCCCGCAGCACAUCAGCAAGCCUGAGCAAUGCCUACAGAAACAAGAGGAAAACACUCAAGAGAAGCGUCUGUCUCGGGGCAUCUCCCAUGCCAGCUCUGCCAUCAUGUCUCUGGCCCGGCUGCAGGUGUCAGGGGAUUGUGCCAGGGAGCAGUUCCCCCUGGAAAUGCCCAUCUACACAUUCCAGCUGCCUGACCUGAGCGUGUACAGCGAGGACUUCCGCUGCUUCAUCGAGCGUGACCUCAUUGAGCAAUCCACCAUGGUGGCCCUGGAGCAGGCUGGUCGAUUGAAUUGGUGGUCCACCAUGUGCAUCAGCUGUAAGAAGCUACUUCCACUAGCCACAACAGGAGAUGGCAACUGCCUUCUGCAUGCAGCUUCUUUAGGUAUGUGGGGCUUCCAUGACAGAGAUCUGGUGUUGAGAAAAAGUCUGUAUGCCAUGAUGAAGAGUGGGGCAGAGAGAGAAGCUCUGAAGAGGAGGUGGAGGUGGCAACAGACUCAACAGAACAAAGAGUCGGGGCUGGUAUACACUGAGGAGGAAUGGGAAAGAGAGUGGAACGAAUUGCUGAAGCUGGCCUCCAGUGAGCCACGCACACACUUUAGCAAGAACGGCAACUCCAGUGGAGGAGUGGAUAACUCGGAAGACCCAGUUUACGAGAGCUUGGAGGAGUUUCAUGUGUUUGUUCUGGCUCACGUUCUGAGAAGACCUAUUGUGGUGAUAGCUGACACCAUGCUCAGAGACUCUGGAGGUGAAGCUUUUGCACCCAUUCCCUUUGGAGGGCUGUACCUGCCUUUGGAGGUGCCUCCCAACCGCUGUCACUGUUCCCCGCUUGUGCUGGCCUACGACCAGGCCCACUUCUCCGCCCUAGUGUCCAUGGAGCAGAGAGACCAGCAGAGAGAGCAAGCCGUCAUCCCAUUGACGGACUCUGAGCACAAGCUGCUAGCUCUGCACUUUGCAGUGGACCCUGGGAGGGACUGGGAGUGGGGGAGGGACGACAAUGACAACACCAAGCUGGCAAAUCUUAUUCUGUCACUAGAAGCUAAACUUAACCUUCUGCACAAUUACAUGAAUGUAACAUGGAUUCGAAUUCCAUCUGAAACAAGGGCUCCCUUGGCUCAGCCAGAGUCGCCCACUGCCUCUGCAGGUGAGGACGUACAGUCUCUAGCAGAAUCUAUGGAUUCGGACCGGGAGUCGGUUUGCAGUAACUCCAACAUCAAUAACAGCAAGUCAAGUAAGGAAAAGGACAAGGACAAGCAGAGAAAGGACAAAGACAAAACUCGGGUGGACUCAGUGGCUAACAAGUUGGGCAGCUUUAGCAAGACUCUUGGUAUCAAACUUAAGAAGAAUAUGGGUGGCUUUGGAGGACUUGUCCAUGGCAAGAUCAGCAAGUCCACCUUGACGAAUGGUCGGACGGUAGAGAAUGGAGAGCAGAAGUCUAAGAAAAAGGACUCUAAAACACGAAAAGGGAGCAAAGAGGAGUCCGGCCAGUCGGCCAGCACGUCCUCCUCAGAGAAGGCAACCAGCCCCUCUCCUACAGACCAUGCCUCUGGUAGCUCACCUGUCGAGAGACAGUCCGGAUCAGGCAAAAACUCGGGUGACCGGACUCUGGACAACUGGAAGUACAGCACAGAUGUAAAACUGAGCCUGAACAUUCUUCGGGCAGCCAUGCAAGGUGAGCGAAAAUUCAUUUUUGCUGGGUUGCUGCUGACCAGCCACCGACACCAGUUCCACGAAGAGAUGAUCAGCUUCUAUUUAAGCAGCGCCCAAGAACGCUUCAGUGCCGAGCAGGAGCAGAAGAGGAAAGCUGAGGCUGAAAAGAAAUCUCAGACCAAUGGUGUGGCACUGAAGAAACCUGAACAAGAGAGCAUUUUCCAAAGGGAGCAUUCAGAUAGCUCUCCACCUGAAAGCUGCUCACCAGAACUGCAUCCCAGCCAUAAUCCUACACAGGCUGUGAUGGUCCAAGAAAGGGGAAGUCCAAAGCUUGCUGCUUCCCCCAUCCUAAUACCCAUUCCAACCCCCAUGUCCCCUGUCCCUUUCUCUUCCCCCAGUAAUGGUGCUAAGAGACCCGGACCAGUCCCUGUUUCAGCUCACUAUAGCCAUACACCACCUAUCCAGAGGCACAGUGUCAUCCACCUGAGGGAUGUCAAUAUGCAGUCAUCCAGCUACCAGGAUAAGUCCUACAAGCCAGUGGUGGGCAUGCUCAAGACAUGUGCAACCUACCCCCAACAAAACCGCUCACUGUCCUCUCAGAGCUACAGCCCAGCCCGCAUGUCUGGGAUUCGUACCGUCAAUGCCGUAGACACCCUCCCAUACAACAUGCCUGGGGAACACAAGUCCCACACUUACACAAAUGGCUUCAGCAGUGGUGACAUCCGGGACUGUCUGGAGUUUGCAGACGAGGACCCGGCGCCCCACGCCUGGCUUGGGCCAGACAAAACCAAAGGGCAGAGCUCCAUUUGUCCAAUGUACUGCUUUCAGCAGAAACGCUGCAGGAGGGAGAACUGCACCUUUUAUGGGCGACCUGAGACGGAGAACUUUUGCUCCUACUGUUAUAGAGAGGAGCUAAAACACAGAGAAAGGGAGUUGAAGGUGCACCGGCCCGGAUAGCCCCCCACACAUACAGAUAUACAGCCACCACAAGUGUGUGUGAAAGAACGGCAACACAACCACCUUUUUGCACUUUGCAAUUGAUACAAGAGCUGGCAUAAAAUUUUCCUACUAUAUUUGAGAUCGGCCUCCUUGUAUUCUUGAUACGUUACUCUCAAUAGCGAACAAACACUGCUUUAAGGCUACAGUAUACUUUGGUUUUUCCGAUGCCGCUAUGUAUCACUCACAGAGCGUGCAUCAGCACAGUCUGUGUGGACUGUUGGUGUACAGCCCAGUUUUUCUAGCCUUGCAUACCUGUAUGCAUCUGUGCCAGUCAUUUGCGCAUGCUCCUCCCGUUGACUGUACUAAAUAGUAUCACAAAGCUGUUGCAGUGCGCAUGCAUCGAGCAUGUCCGUACAGGUUUACAGUUAAAAGCGUAUACUUUGAAAGGCUAGAGCACAGUGUGAGAUACAUAAUGGGCCGGUACACGGAAAAACGAAGUAUACCCUAGUCUUUACAGUGACAAGAAGUGCAACCAGAAUCAGUUUACAGCUUUGGCCAGAGAUUGUGUUAUUGUUUGUCUAAUGUCCGAUGAAUUCAAUCUUUUACUUGUUCUAGAGUAAAAGCUCAUGUCUGUGCAUUUUGCUCAGUCUGUGUUGUAAGACUCCUUGUACCUGCAGAAAGAGAUGUUAAAGCAUAUGUCAGUCUCUCUAAAGGGGUUUCCCAAAUCAUGGAAGGGAAAACUCUCUUUAGAGGUCAUUAUAAUGCAAUACUUCACAGCAUAGCUCUUUGGAAUCUCAAUAUUGAAUAGGGUUGAUUUUUGCUGUGCAUUGCAAAUAAUUACAAAGGAAGUAAUUAUAUUACUGUUUAACACUGGAAUUUUUUUUGAAAGCAAUAAGUUUGGUAACAACCACAAUCCCUUCCUCCUUUUUUAUCUAUGCAUUCAUAAUAUCAGCCAUAUUCUACUUUUUACCCAUAUAAUUCUAUUGGAUGUGGAUGGGAUUCGUAGAGGUCUGCUGUUAAAAGAUCAUUAUAGUGGAAAUACUCAAUAUGUGGCAUAUCAAAAUGUGCUUUCAGAUUGACCUUCUGGUAUAUAUAUAUAUAUAUAUAUAUAUAUAUAUAUAUAUAUAUAUAUAUAUAUAUAUAUAUAUAUAUAUAUACUGACUUUCCAUCUUGCAGCAUAUUGUAAUAUAAAGCCUUUUCAUAGAAGGGUUUGCAUUCCAUGAUGAAAUCAAAUGAAUCCUUACUAUUGUGUACUACUUGACAUCUGAUACAGUGAGUUGACUUCCAUGCAGUGCUGUCUGUAUUUGCAAUAUAUUACAGAGUCAUGCUAGUAAAUUCUAAAUUACACCUUAAAAACAUCUAACUUGAGGAUAUAAGUAUGAAAUGCAAACCCUUAUAUGCUUCAGCAGUGGACUAAAGGUGGAAAGCUUGUUAAACCUUGUACGUGUCAGCUGUUUAUUACCUUCAUUAAUGGCACAGUUCGGCUAUAAGUGGCAACUGUUCAUCAACAUUCUCUAGCACUCAUGCUAACACUGCCGUACUAGCCUCUCAUGUGUCAAAAAAGGUCGCUCAUUUCAUUUGUCCUCUUAUUAGCAAAAUUGGAUAUUUCAAGGUACAAAUCUACCUGUUACAGGUUAGCAUUCUAAAAGCAUUAUUUAUUUCUGAUAACAUUUUUCACAGCAGUCUAACACAGUGUCCUAAUUAGGUGUAAUGUGACAAGGUACCAGUGACCAAAUUCAGUGUGGCACGACAAAAUUCAUAGCCAAUCUGAACAUAUCUACUGGGUGUUUAAUAAACAACUAUUUAGAGCAGUAUUUUGGACCAAUUCGAUUUCACUGUGGGUUAAGUUACCCAGUGUAUUGCAACAAAAAUAGAAACAAAGCAUCUGACAAAAUGCCUUGUUGGGUGCGUUGCUUGAACGAAAAAUCAUUUUAUUUAUGGCUUUUAGCAUUCCGCGUAGUCAGGACACAUUGUUAACCUUGUACUUCAGAUUACCACAAACACAAAUGUAAAAUUCGGCAUUUCAAGGUACAAAGAUACAUGUUAGCAUUUAUUUUUGACCGCAUAGAUAAAACAUUGACCACUGCAGUGUAAAAUGUUUUUACAAAACAGCUAUAUUCAUGGGUAAUGUCUAACUAUCCACCAAACAAACAAUGGUUUCACAGUUAAAAAGCACUAGUCCUCAUUGUGUGCUAGGAAAUCAGGAUGCUACACAUAACUCUGCCACUCAAAACACCACAGAACUUUGUGCGAUUCAAUAAGCGCACUAGCCACUUUGUGUGCCUCUACUAAGCAAAGGCCCCACCAAGUGCUUUUGUACUCCACAGUCAAGAUUAUCGUAAGAGCAACGCUUGUUGUAUUUUGCUGUGCGGUGAUGUCCAGGUAACCCACGCUAUGUCUCAGUGAGUGUGUUUUGUCUUUCCUGGCCAAGGAUGUCCACUGCUUCCUUUGUCCACCCCCCCCCCCCCCUUAGAAUUGUAAAAUAUGAUUUUGUAUUCAUUUAAGAGUUUUACACUAAAUUAUUAAUUUGCACAUUAGGUACCAAUGUAAAUAGAAGGAGAAAAAGAGACAAAAUAAGAUUAGUUUAUUGUUAACAACAGUGUCCGUGUGGUUCUUUUUAUUGUUUUUCUCUAAGCAAGGUGUGCGCAUGUGUGUCUACAUCUUUGUGUGCCUGUGUGUGUGUUUUUUCUCAAUGUCUUGUAAUUUGAGAAGUGCCCUAGGCUGCUGUUUCAGUCUACAAUACAACACCCACAUUAGACUGUCUGCCGUCUCAUAUGAUUAAUUUAAUGAGACUGGAACAGAUUCCUGUAAAAAAAAAAAACGUGCAUGUCCUGUUCGGUUGCAGUAGUUGCUGUCAGUUGUGGAACACAGCCUAAGACACAAGUAUUUAGUAUGAGACAGCUCUAAACAGCUGCCUCACAUGUCACCUGUCUAACAUCUGCCAGAAGGGUCUCAAACUGACAAUAAACUCCCUGUGCUGCAUGUUCACUUACGACAGACAUUCUUUGCAUACUGUACAUAGAUGGAUUUGAGGCCUGGUAUUUAAAACAUGUCACUUAAAAGUGUGCCUUGUUUCUUGGAAUAAGAGAUAAAUAAUGUGGUUAUGGACUCAAAAAUGGGAGGCAGUCACCCUUCAAAAGUGUAUUGGGAAAGAAAAAUCUAAAAUGAGAUUUCUUCGUUUUUUCUAGAAGAUAGCAAGAGACCAAAUAAAGACUUUUACUUAAAGGAAUA